Molecule: messenger RNA, 426 nt
Organism: Colias croceus (clouded yellow)
Lineage: Eukaryota; Metazoa; Arthropoda; Insecta; Lepidoptera; Pieridae
Product: cuticle protein 7-like
Exons: 4
Coding region: 1-426 (141 amino acids)
Cellular component (GO): extracellular matrix
Source: RefSeq, a predicted model, not a curated record
AUGUUCAGCAAAAUCAUUGCUUUCGGUGCGUUCCUAGCCGCCGCUAAGGCUGGUCUUCAUGGACACGCCGUGUCGUCCCAAAGCAUCGUGCAUCACGGAGCGGGACACUACGCUCCCCUCGCGGCGGCCCCAUUGGCUUACAGCCAUUACGCCGCCCCUGCUCACCAAUAUGAAGGACACGACACCUACGCGCACCCGAAAUACGACUUCGCGUACUCCGUGGCUGACCCGCACACGGGCGACCACAAGUCGCAGCACGAGAGCCGCGACGGCGACGCGGUGCACGGCUCCUACUCGCUGGUGCAGCCCGACGGCUCCGUGCGCAACGUGCACUACACCGCUGAUGACCACCACGGUUUCAACGCCGUAGUCCACAACUCCGCCCCUUCCGUGCAUCCUCAAGCCGCCUACGGUCAUCACUACUGA